Molecule: messenger RNA, 624 nt
Organism: Helianthus annuus (common sunflower)
Lineage: Eukaryota; Viridiplantae; Streptophyta; Magnoliopsida; Asterales; Asteraceae
Product: proline-rich receptor-like protein kinase PERK10
Exons: 3
Coding region: 1-624 (207 amino acids)
Biological process (GO): protein autophosphorylation
Cellular component (GO): plasmodesma; plasma membrane
Molecular function (GO): ATP binding; transmembrane receptor protein tyrosine kinase activity
Source: RefSeq, a predicted model, not a curated record
AUGCCGGUGGAGAAACCCGCAUCGUCGCCGUUGACCGACACACCACCGCCGCCACCAUCUCCGCCCUCACCCACCACCUCUUCCGCACCCUCAAUCGCCCCUUUGCUCUCAAAUACCAGAUCCCCUUCGGUACCAGAAUCGAUGGUUUCGUCGUUUGAGUCGAUUAAUUCGUCUACUUCGGAUUCGAAUUUGGUUCCAGUUGGGGUUGGUAACGAUGAUGGUAUGGAGAAAAAGGUUAAAGUUGCUGCACGGGAUGAUGGUGGUGGGAGGUGGCGGCAGGGUUCUAACCUACUUUUGCAGGAAAAGGUAGGAGCUUCACUUUUAGCACACACGGCGGCGCUACAGUUUUUAGAAGGCAUACAGAACUACAGAUUAGAAGAGAUAUUAUCUGCCACCAACUUUUCGGAUGGAAAUCUCAUUACGGAAGGUAGAUUAGGAAAGGUGUACAAAGGACAACAUUUGCAGUAUGGGAAUUUGGUGAAUUUUGCCGUACGAAGGUUGGAUCGUGAGUACGGGCAAGGAGACGAGUUUGAGACGGAGAUUUUAAUGCUUAAGAGUCUCCAACAUAAAAAUAUUGUUUCCUUCUUUUGGCUUUGUGAUGAGGAUACUGAAAAGACAGGGUGA